Molecule: messenger RNA, 9671 nt
Organism: Pelodiscus sinensis (Chinese soft-shelled turtle)
Lineage: Eukaryota; Metazoa; Chordata; Testudines; Trionychidae
Source: RefSeq, a predicted model, not a curated record
AAACCAGAGAGUUGCCUAGAGAAGAAAAGCGGAUUCUUCAGGGUUUAGAAAGGGCUCUCGCCUCGCCAGGACCCCGGCACCCCACCGCGCCAUGGGACGCGUUCACACCUUCGUUUUAAAAAACAUCUGAAGCCAGGGGUGGGGAGGGGGGGGAGAGAAAGUCAACGCGAAGCCCGCGAGUGGAUGAUGGAUGGCAGAGAUUUUGGGCUUCCUCGAUCUGUCCACGUUCCCCCUCCUCUGCUGUCCGGGCUGGCUAUGGAGAGUCACCGAGUCGGACCGGCCAGCGCAGCCGGGCGCAUCGCCCCAUCCGCCGGACACAUGGCUGCGGGGCUGCCGGCCCCGCUGGCACCGGGCAAAUACCUCGCCUCCGGCAUCAACAUCCAUUCCCACCCGGGUGAGGCCUUCCUGGGUGGGUAUGUGGCCAGCGGACUAGGGACCUCCUCCACACCCCAUGGAAGCCCCGCCCCUUUGCCCUCUGACUUGUCCUUCAGGUCACCCACCCCCGCUGACCUACAGAUGGUGCAACUCUGGGCUGCUCAUGCCCAUGAAGGCUUCUCCCAUCUGCCCAAUGGGCUGUACCCGUCGUUCAUUCCCCUGAGCCACCUUGAACCUCCCCGCAGUGGUAGCCCCCUCCUGGCCCAGCUGGGGCAGCAUAGCAUCUUUGAGUCGCAGAAAGAUGGGUUUUACUUCUCUGGCCAUGCAGGCCAGUCUACCCUGCACCCCCAAGCUCCCGUCUCGAGGACAGCGGCCAACCACACACCCAGCGCCCUGCUCCGUGAGAAGGACCUCGUGCACCUGCACAAGAGCACCAAGGAGGGUCUGAAAGACACCCCCAACAAGGAGCGGGCCUGCCGGAGCGACCUCUCCCUUCCCUUCCCCAAGAAAGAUGGCAGGCCGAAAGAGGAGCCCCGGCCUCGCAGCGUGGUGGAUCUCACGCAGGAACCCAGAUCCGACGGUGACCGGAAGGGGACUGGCUUCCUGUCCCCAUUCCUAGCCGAGCACAUGCCAAACCGGGGGGCCAGCAGCGGCGAACCAAAGUCCAAGAAUCCGCUGCAGACCUCUUCACUCAACAACUGCAACGGCGGUGGGGACCCCAUGCUGAAAAUGCUGGGGAGCGAGCAGGACCGCUGUGCCAAGGACCCCAACCGCCAUGACGAGAACAUGAGGCCUUCUGCUCUUGCCCACUCGGACAGGCUGAAAAGGAGUGACUCCGCCAUGACCCUGGGAGGUGCUUUGCACGUCUCCUGCAGCUGCCCCUCCCCGCACCCUUCCCAGCCAGGGAAAAUGACUCCCUCCUCCGCCUUCCCACCCCAGUCUGUCCAUUCCAGCAUGUAUACCAUCUUCCCGCCGGCCAAGGAGCCCGGGAGGGAGCACAAAGUCGUCGCCCCCACCUUCGUGCCUUCGGUCGAGGCCUACGACGAGAGGAACGGGCCUAUCCAGAUUGCCUCCCAGGCCCGGGACAACAAAGCGAAGGACAGGGAUGUGGGCAAAGUGGGUGUGUUGCAGUCACCCUCAGAGCGGGGUCACUCCGACGCCUCCCGCAUACUCUCGUCCCAGGACUUCUCUUGUCACAGCGAUGCCAAAAGGAUGGAGGCCCUGAGGGAGAAGGGGUCCGUGAUCAGGGCCAACUCCAUGGCGCUGAAGAGGCAAGUGGCUUCGGAGCCCUUUCUGAAUCGGCCUGGGCUGGGAUCUCCAGAAAGCAGGGAGUUCCUGGCCACCAAAGACUUCCUGAAGCCGUGCCCGGAGCCAGAACGCCGCACCUGCGAACGAGACCGCUUCCAAAGGGCCGGCUCCAAAGAAGCAGCUAAGGUAUAUGGCACUUUGGACUCUUCCAGGCAACACCUGGACCACCGGCAGCUGAAGCCGCCCGAGCACAAGUGGAAGCCCUUUGAAAUGGGCAACUUUGCCACCACCCAGAUGGCCGUGCUGGCCGCUCAGCACCACCAGGUGGAGGAGGAAGUCAAGAAGGCGUACCUCGACCCCAGUGGCCUGCAGAGGUCUUCGGUGGUAGGGUCCCGGGGCACGGCUGACAUUCUACACCCCACCUCCCACAGCGAAGGGUCUGCCAUGCAGAACCUCAUCAAAUACAGUGGCAGCUUUGUCAAGGAGACAACGGCUCGGCAAAGCAACGGCAAGAAGAGCCCCUUCGGAGGGCUUGGCAAUAUGAAACUGGACCCCGCCCAGCUGGGCACCUCCAAGAUCCAGCAGCUGCUGUCCCAACAAGCUGGGAAACAGUUGAAGAGAGACCUGGAGAGACCAGAAAGUGCCAAGUCCUUUGGCCGCGAGAGCAUUGGGUCUCAGGGCGAGGUGGAGGUCAGGCACCUGCCCGUGGGCAUCGCGGUGGCAGUUGCUCGGCAAAAGGACAAUAGCGGCAGCAAAGUGGGGUCCAGCCUGGCAGACCGGGAUCGCUCCCUCUCCCUGAGCAGCAUAAAAGGGCAUGGCCGCUCAGAUGACGACUGUGGGGAGGACCGCACCCGCCAUCGGGACAGUCACUUCUUGGCAGGGCGUUUGGAGCGAGACCAGGAGAAGCUGCUCCGAGAAAGCAAGGAGCUGGCGGACUUUGCCCGGCUACAUCCCUCCAGCUGUACCGCCAACGGUUUGAACUCCAACCUCAUGGUGACGGGGGGGCCAACCCUGACUGGCUCGGGGCGCUGGUCUGCCGACCCGGCUUCGCACUUGGCAGCUCACCCAUGGCUACCCAGGACUGGCAGCCCUUCCAUGUGGCUAGCUGGCCAUCCCUACGGACUCGGCCACCCAUCCUUGCAUCAAGGCAUGGGUGCUCUCCCUUCAGCCUACCAGUUUGCCAGAGAUCCUCAGUCGGGGCAGCUAGUUGUGAUCUCCAGUGAGCACUUGCCACACUUCGCUGAACUGAUGGAUCGGGCACCCCCACUCUGGCCUGCAAUGUACCCUCCCACGAGAAGCACCCUCCAGCACGCUCACCAGCUCCAGCUGCUAUCUCAUCAGCAGCUGCUUCGGCAGCAUGAGCUGUACAUCCUGCAGCAGCAAGCUGCCCAUGCCAUGGAACUCCAGAGGAACGCACAGCUGGUGGAGAGGUUAAAAGUAACUGAGCAGCGAGCAGACAUGGAAGAGAAGGUUACUAAACGAAGCCUGGACAAUGCAAAAUCAGGCCUUUCCUCCUCUGCGUCAGGGCUGCUGCACCGAAAGCCACCUGUUCUGUCUCCAAGCACCUCCACGUCCUACAGCAAGGCUGUGAGUCCACCUCCCCUGUCUCCCAGGGCCUCACCCGUGUCUGUGCUCAAAGCUGAGGUUAUUCAAAAGAUGGAGGAGCCACCUACGCAGCCGGCCUACUCUUAUCCGGCCACCCCCAGCUCCCACCCUUCCAGCCCACCCCCUGCCUCUCCACCCCCUGCCCCUGCCAUCCCUCCAAAAGAAGAGGUGCCUGAGAACGUAGAGAAGAAGGACUUGGAUUUGGAAAAAGAAGCUGCCAGUCCCUUCCAAGCGCUGUUCCCAGAGAUUCCACCAGGAUAUCCAUUCCCGUCCCUUCCAGCCUCCUUUGGAAGACAUUAUCCCUACCUCCUUCAGCCCACCGCGGCCUCUGAUGCAGAUGGCCUGGCUCCUGAUGUCCCGCUGCCUGCAGAAGGGCCCGAGCACAUGGAGCUUUCUCCAGAAGUCAAGCCCAUCCGCCUGUCUCCAUCCAAAAUGCUAGAGCCUAUUCCGGCUGCGGCAGAAGAGGAGUCCUUGGAAGACCGGGUGAAAACCGAGGUGGAGCUGGACGAAAGCCAGGGAGCCAUCUGCGAGGAGGACAUGGAGGCUCUGAACACGGGUGCCUCCAGUGCCGCCCCAGGGCAGACUGUGAACAGUUGCGAUCUCCUGUUGCACCAAGAUGAAGCUCUGAGAGCUUUGGAGCAGGAGCAAGGGGCCCUCCAGAACUGUCAAGACACGUAUCCGGUAGCAGCCUGCCCGGCAGAAACAGAGGCUGUGGCGGAAGCUGGGAGUGGGGUGGAAACUUGUUCUGUACAUAUGGACUAUGAUGAUUCCCUAAUGCACCCUGAUAGCGAGCAGCCUGGGUUGGACCUGGCACCCCAGAGGGAGGAGCCUUCUCUAGCCAUGGAACUGCAGAGCAGCGACUUGCCCCAGGAAGGAGGGUUUCCGAGCCUGCCAUCAGAGGAGGGCGGGCAGGAGGCGGAGCUCUCAUAUGCAGAGGAGGCGAUGUCUUGUCAAAUCCCAGCUCUGGACAUCAAGCUGGAAGACCCACUGGCCGGCAUGAAUGCCUUAGUGGCUGCCACGGAGCUGCCUCAGGCUUGUUCCUUGUUGACAACCGGCAGUAGCCUAACCCAAGCCCAGGUGGACCUGGAGGUGUCGCCUGUCCUGUCCCUGGAGCACUCCUUCCUGCAGGGGAUUACGCUGCUGAGUGAAAUAGCAGAGCUGGAACUGGAGAAGAGGAAGCAGGAAUUUCAAAGUCCGGAGAGCUGCCUGGUCCGACCAACGCUAGAGAGCUUGCUGGCUGCCAGCACUCAUGUGCUAAUGGAGGUUCUAUCAGCCCCCUUUAUGGACAGUCUAAAAACCAUCCGGCUGCCUCGAGAGUUGAAUCCCAACAAAAAGUACAGCUGGAUGCAAAAAAAAGAUGAACCUAUGUAUUCCAUCAAGUCUGCCAUAGAGAACAUGGAUGCAAUGGAGCUGGACUACAGGAUGAGACUGGCAGAGCUGCAGCGGCGCUACAAGGAGAAGCAGAGGGAGCUGGUAAAGCUACAGCGACGCAGAGUUUUUUUUUUUUUUUUUUUUUUGGCCGAGGAAAAGCAUGACGAGAAAAGUAGAAGCUUGGCGAGAAGAGGCCCUGGAAGGCCCAGGAAGAGGAAGCAUGGAUCAAGCGCUCUGUCGCCCCCUAAGGAGAGAGGGAAGAGUGACAGCAAGAGCGGAAAACUGAGCAAGUCCUUGCUGCUGUCCGAAGACUCUGAGACUGGCGAGGGGAUGAAGAAGAGACACAAAGGGCCCCUCCCUGAGGAGGACGAGGAUGCAGAGAGCAGUGGUGGGAAAAUGAAAGGGAGAAACCAGAGCUGGGACGAGCAUGAUGGAGCAUCGAGCUUUUCCAGUGAGCUGAAGAUCAAGAAGAAGAAGGUGGUGUCAGAUCAGGAGCAGCUGGCAAGCAAGCUCGACAAGGCCCUGUCCCUUACCAAACAGGACAAGCUCAAAUCCCCCUUCAAGUUUGCAGACUGUUCUGGAGGGAAACAGAAAACCAGUGGAGGUGGCAGCAGAUACCUGUCCCCCCACGAGCACCUGCCGGGCAAGGACGAGAAGAGAAAUCUAGCCAAGAGCCUGAGCCUGGUGCUAAAAAGUGCCAAGGAAGGUAAAAACAAAAUGGCCACCAAAGUGCAGAAGAUGGAGGUGGGGUUAAAAGUCAAAAGUCAGCUGAAGGUUUCCCAUUCACCAGCAAUUUCGGAAGUUAGCAGCUACUCCUAUAAUACGGACUCAGAGGAAGAUGAUGAAUCCCUGAAGGACGAGUGGCCUUUACAGUCUCCCUCCAGCUCCAAAGCGAGAGCACCCAGUCUCUACAGCGUAGGAGCCAAAAAGAGCAGCAAGCAAGGUGGAGGUCUCAAGUCAGCCAAGAGGGGCGUGCCUGCCACUAGAACUCUGAAAUCUAAACAGGCCGCAAGCAGCAAGCCGCAGUUUUGCUUGCUGCUUCGGGAGGCUGGAUCUUCAUUCAGUGACUCUUCGGAGGACUCGUUCGAUCAAGAUUCUAGCUCCGAGGAGGAAGAGGAGGAAGCAGAGGAUUAUGGGAUGGACAGCAAUGACAGGCUUUCGUCCCCAGCCCUGGAUGAGAGCGGUUUGGGCCUGCUAGCGAGGUUUGCUGCUAGUGCUAUGCCGAGCCCCAUUGUUCCCCCUCCUCUUUCCAUCGUCCAGCUGGAGGCCAAGCAGAAAGCUAAGAAGAAAGAAGAGCGACAGAAUCUGAUGGGAACAGAGUUUGAAUACACCGACUCGGAGAGCGAGAUAAAGAUCCGGAAGAAAUCUCCCUCCGGGAUGCUGCGUGGAAAGAAGGGGCUGAUGGAACAAGGCAGCGCCACCCCUAUCCCAGCAGCCAGCAGCAUGGACCCCAACCCUGGGAGCACGGACAAAGUCAAAAUUGGGGCAGAGAAAGGCCGGAAGCUGAAAAAAUUCAAGUCUCCCAAGGACCUCAGCUUCGAGUUCGGGCUGGAGGCGAGUGAUGACGACUUGUGGAACCGGCGCCGGAGCGAGCGCAUCUUCCUCCAUGACGCCAGCACUUCCUUGCCUGGGCCAAUGCCCAGCACCCCAACCAGCUCCACCCCUGUUUCCAAGCCCAGCCGCUGCGGGAAGGGGGCGCCGCUGAGCCCCAAAAAGGAAGGGAGCAAAGGGAAGGAAAGGAAAGAGCUGAGCAAGCAGCGGAAGAAAGCUAAAGAGGCCCCUUGCUGCUCCUCCUCCUCUUCCAUGUCUCCCCCUGGCAUCUCCAGCCCCCCCUCCGAUGCCCGAGUCAGCCUGGCCAACUCCCUGAGCUCCAGCAAGAAGAGUAAAGCCAAGGUGAAAGCAAAGGAAGUGAAGAAAGAGAACCGAGGGAAGGGCGGGGCCGUCAGCAAACUGAUGGAAAGCAUGGCAGCUGAAGAGGACUUUGAGCCCAAUCAAGACAGUAGCUUCUCAGAGGAUGAGAAUCUGCCCCUGAGCAUGCUUGUAGAGCGGCCGCCUACCCCAGCCCCCCGCUCCUGUAUCAUUGACAAGGAUGAGCUGAAGGAUGGGCUGCGUGUCCUCAUUCCCAUGGAUGACAAGCUGCUCUAUGCCGGACACGUGAAGACCGUGCACUCUCCUGACAUAUACCGAGUGGUGGUGGAAGGGGAGAGGGGAAAUCGCCCCCAUAUCUAUUGUCUGGAGCAGCUGCUGCAGGAAGCAAUUAUUGACGUGAAGCCGCCCUCCGUGAGGUUCCUGCCUGAAGGCACAAGGAUUGCUGCCUACUGGAGCCAGCAGUACCGCUGCCUCUACCCAGGGACUGUGGUCCGAGGGGCCCUGGAUCUGGAGGAGGAUGGGGAUCUGAUAACAGUGGAAUUUGAUGAUGGAGACACUGGCCGGAUUCCCCUGUCUCAUAUCCGGCUCCUACCCCCGGAUUACAAGAUCCAGUGUGCCGAGCCCUCCCCGGCCCUCUUGGUGCCCAGUACAAAGCGCCGCAGCCGAAAGUCCAGCAAGGAUGCUGGGGAUGGAAAAGAGAGCAGCACACUAGGGUCAGAGGAGCCAGUGGCCAAGGGCAAAGGCCGUGGGAGAAAGCCAAGCAUCAAGCUGAAAGCUGAAGAAGCAGUCCUGCCGGAAGAGACGAACCAGGCAGAUCCCACAGCGAGCAACCCUUCUGUUCCAGAGACGACAGUCUGCCUCAGCAAGCAAAGCGUGAAGGGGUCAAGGAAAAGCCAGCAGAAUCCUGCGGGGGGUUCUCCCACCCCCACGGAGGAAAAGCGGAAUAAAGCCGGCAAAAUGAAGAUCUCUGCGAAACUCCAUAGCCCACCUCAGCCUUCUUUUCAGCCCCCAGUGUUCAGCAAUGUUCUUGGACCAGAGCCCUAUAGUGAGCUCCCGGGGACACUGGGACCCUUCAGUGCCAGUGACAACCCCUCUGGGAAAACCAAAGCCAAGAAGGGAAGGCCUGCCGAGGAGUCGCCGGAGUUUGCUUCCACAGCCAAGGCCCAGAGAAAGCAACUGGACAAUGAAAUCCUCAUCAAGCUGGACCACGAAGGGGUGAUGUCUCCAAAGACCAAGAAAACAAAGGAGGCCAUGAGGAUGCUGGAGGAUUCAAACCUGACCAGCAGGAGGGACGGCAAGAGUGUCGUGGGGCUGGGCUACUCCACCGCGUUGGGCAGCGAAGCCAAGCAGAAAUCUUCAAGAGCUAAAGCCGCGGAAGGGGACGCUCCAGCUUCUAAUUUCGGAGGCAAGGAUCCGGAAGUCAAAACCACCGCCGCUGCGGCAGCGGAGGAGUCUGAAAGUAACAGCAGCGGCAGCAGCUCGGAGUCUGAGGGCGAGGAGGAAGCUGAGAAGAACGGAGGCGAAGCCCAGGACAGCAGCUCAACCAGUUCCAGAGCGUCCACCCCCGUGUCUUCCUCUAAUUCCUCCUCUUCCUCCUCCUCUUCCAGCAGUAGCAGCUCCUCUUCAUCCUCUUCCUCAUCCUCGUCAUCAGCAUCGUCCACCUCCUCGUCAUCGAGCUCCAGUUCCUCCUCCUCUUCCACCACAGACGAAGACUCCUCUUGUAGCUCAGACGAGGAGACCGCUGAAGCCCAGCCGAGCUCCUCAGUCCAGCAGGCUCUCGCUCCGAAGCAGACCAAGCAGGCGGGAAAGUCCCGCGUGUCUUCACACCCUCAAGGCCAGAAGCAGCAGCAGCAGCAGCCACCGCAGCAGCAGCCACCGCAGCAGCAACAGCAGAAGCAGCCACAGCAGGCCAGCAACAAGAGCAGGCCCAAAAAGCGGGAGGGAAUCCAUCUUCCCACCACCAAGGAGCUUGCCAAACGGCAGAGGCUGCCCUCGGUGGAAAACAGACCCAAGAUCGCCGCUUUCCUCCCUGCACGGCAGCUUUGGAAGUGGUUUGGCAAACCCACCCAGAGACGAGGCAUGAAAGGGAAGGCCAGGAAGCUGUUCUACAAGGCCAUUGUCCGGGGCAAGGAGAUCAUCCGGAUUGGAGACUGCGCUGUCUUCUUAUCAGCUGGCCGGCCCAACCUGCCUUACAUUGGCCGGAUCCAGAGCAUGUGGGAGUCCUGGGGGAACAACAUGGUAGUCAGGGUCAAGUGGUUUUACCACCCAGAGGAAACCAACCCCGGCAAAAAGCUCAACGAAGGCAAGCGUUGGGAUCAGAAAUCUGGGCGGAGCUUAUCUGCUGCUCUGCAGGCCUCCAACCAGCGGAAGGACUUCAUGGAGAGAGCACUGUACCAGUCCUCUCACGUGGAUGAAAACGAUGUCCAGACCAUUUCUCACAAGUGUUUGGUGGUUGGUCUCGACCAGUACGAGCAGAUGCUAAAGACCAAGAAAUACCAGGACAGCGAGGAUCUUUACUACCUAGCAGGGACGUAUGAGCCCACUACAGGCAUGAUUUUCAAUACAGAUGGCGUCCCAGUCAUCUGCUGACUGUGUAGGAAGCAGGAAUUCAGGGACAUGUGCCAUGCACCUGGAGAGUCCUGAUUUCGCUUUGGAAGAGGAGCACGGCCAAUCUGAGGAUGCACCUCAUCAGACAUGAUUUAUUCCUGCUCGUGACUUCUGUGUCGCACUAAGGACAGUCUUUGAAAAGAGAAGAGACAAAGGGUAGGGAGGAAUCAAGCACAGGACUUUCAGAAGAUGCCUUUGGGAUGGCAUUGGCGAGUGGAUCCCAUCCUUUUCAAGAUGGGAUCAAGAAUCAGAUGGUUUUAAUGAAGGCAAAAUGAACCAGCUUCUCCCUUCUGCUCCUGGACAGUCGAUGAUUCUCAGAUCCCUGCACAGUGGAUAACAUCAAACCAGAAACCCUGGCAGCAGAGGCGGCUGCUUUUGUUGUGCUUGACCCCCUAAAAAAUUCAGAUGGUGACAGAAGAACAUCUACGAGCCCUCAGGGUAUCUGCACCUACUUGGCUCCUUCCUCGCCAACUGCACGUGACUUCCUGGGAAGUUUGAAGUGGAAGAGAAAGGAGCCUUAUCUCUAAGCACCUCUGCUCAAACAGGGGGGGCACCUUUCGUCCACUUCCCUUCCUCUUAAGUCUGCUGCCUGGGAC